AUGUUAAAAAUUAUUUUUUUAAUUCUAAUCAUAUUUGCACGCAUUGAUUCUAUAAGUACAAAAGAGGUAACAGGGAGCGCACAAGAUGGAAAACAGUAUGUGAAAACGGAGAGCCCAACAUAUACUCCAAAGAAAAAAACCAAAGUUAUUUUUUAUAUGCCUGGACAAGAGCAGGAAGAAGAGGAAGAUGACAAUGAUCCUAAUGGGAGUAAAAAAAAUGGGAAAUCCGACCCCCGCUCCAAUAAAGGAACACACUUGGGUUCAAGAACUGAUGCAGGUAAUUCACCAGGAGGAUUUAAUAAAGGAUCAGCAGUGGGAUCGGAACCCAAGACAGCAUCAAAUAACUAUAAUGGAGGUGCCGGUGGAGGAAUAAAUAUUGACAUGACUCACCAUGGUGAUAACGGGAAUAAGGGAGUACAAGGAAAUGGUGGGUUCAACAAAAAUCAACAAGACAGAUUAAAGGACGAAUAUGAUAAGAUUAGAAAACAGGAAGAAGAAGAGGAAGAAAGGAUAAACAAUCAAAGAAGGGCUGAUAUGAAGAAAAAUCAAAAGGGGAAGAACCAAUUUGGGCAUGAUAAAGGAGUACAGGAUUCUUUACCCAACACGCAAUAUGAACUCUCAGAUCCUCAUUCAGGUAAUACAACACCGAAUGCAAAAAAUAGAGGCACUACUGGAAUUUAUGAUGAACUAGGAAAUGGACCUUACAAUUUAGUUGGCAAACAAAGCGAAGGGGUAACCCCUACUGCACCUCCAUAUGAGCAUUAUGAUAAGCAUGGCGCUGGGGGAAAGGGUUACGGGCCGUAUGGUGGAUCGGAUGGAAAAUCUUACGGGCCGUAUGGUGGAUCUGAUGGGAAAGAUUAUGGACUGUAUGGUGGAUCUGAUGGAAAGGGUUACGGGCCAUAUGGUGGAUCCGGUGGAAAGGGUUCCGGACCAUAUGGUGGAUCUGAUGGAAAAGCUUACGGUCCCUAUGGUGGAUCGGAUGGAAAGGGCACGUGGCCUGAUGGUACAGGUGGUAAUGCUUACCAUGGCGGAUAUGACAAAGAAGGAACGAACCCAACAUACACAUCACACCUAAAUAUAAACCUUGGAGAUGGUAAGGGAGAUCAUGGUCGAAGGAAUGGCAUGGAAGGAUAUCCGAAUUAUUUUAAAAAACAUUUCAGACCUGGGGAUGCAAAAGGAACAGGUACUGAUGGGUAUGAACCAGGAACUAAUGGCACGCAACAUGGGGGCAGUGGAGUAGCUCCAGGGGGAGGAGACUAUGGACAAAAUGGAAGUGGAGCUAAUGGGCAAAAUAUAUAUGGACCCCAUGGGAAUAACGGAGUUGGACCUGCAAGCUAUGGUAUAGACUUUGGGAAAAAUGGCAAUGGAAAAAAAAAUGGAGGUGGACCAGGCGAAGAUGGGGCAAACACAACAAACCCCUCAUAUGAUGAAGGAGGCUAUGAAAAAAAUAAUGGACCAGAAAGGUAUGAUGGAAACGGAACUCCAUACUAUGUCGAGCAUCCCGAUGAUAAUAAGGGAAGAGGAACGACAACUUAUGGGUUAGAUCAGGGGAAAAAUGGUGGCACGAAUGGUGGUCAUGGAAACGGUGGAAACGGUGGAAGCGGUGGAAACGGACAAGGAGGUUACGGAGAAGCCGGCCAUGGAAAGGGUGGAUACGGACAAGGAGGUUACGGAGGAGCUGGCCAUGGAAACGGUGGAUACGGACAAGGUGGUUACGGAGGAGCUGGCCAUGGAAACGGUGGAUACGGACCAGAUGGAAACGGGCAAAACUACCCAGGAAGCGCAAACAAAGCAGGGACCCAUUCCAUGCACAAUAAUGAAAAAAGCAAUUCUCCAAUGUUAGAUUACAUCCAUGGGUUACGACCUGUUAAUACAGGUGAGGGACAGGGAAUUUACGGAGGAAAUGGAAUUAAUAGCCCAUUAGUAUAUCAUGUACAACACGGGGGAAAUGGUCGUAAGAACAGUAGCGAUAAAGGAACGAGCGACGAGACCUCCGACGAAGAGAACGAUACAUACGACAGGAUGAGAAACAAAAGAAGGGUGAAAAGAAAUCCAGGGGGAAGAAAUAGAAGCUCCAAUUCCUCCCAAGAUGGAGAUAUGGAUUCUGAGGAUACCGAGUAUGAGUUAGAUGAAGGUGGUGUUAAAAGAUUAAAACCUAAGAACAAAGGAAGUGCGUCGUCGGAGGAAAGUGACGGAUAUCCUUACGCAGAAGGAACAAAUCACAGUGAAUUUCCCAGGAUGAAUGGUAGAGGAGUGGGGAAUUACGGAACACAUAGUGUAGGAUCAGGGUAUAAUAAAAAUAACGAUGAAAACGGAUUUACUCCUAUCACCGUCAAGUAUGACAACACGCAUGCGAAACGUAGAGCAAACGAAAUUGAGGAAAACCUGAAUAAAGGGGAAUAUUCUAGAACAAAGAUGGCAAAUAGAAAGAAUGGUGACAAGUCGGGGGGAAGUGAAUCUGACGCUGAAGAAUCAGAUGUAGAUCCUUCCAAUGUCUUUUACGUAGACAACGGACAAGAUAUGCUAAUUAAGGAGAAAAUGUCUAGGUCGGAAGGAUCAGACGAAAUGUCGGAGGAAGGAUUGAACGUAAAAUAUAAAACAGAAAAAGGGCCUGUAAAUUAUCACUUUUCAAAUUACAUGAAUUUAGAUAAAAAAAAUACGUUAAGCUCCAAUGAAAUAGAAUUAGAAAAAAUGAUAGGAUCUAAAUUCUCAGAAGAGGUAGAUAAAUAUUGUCGUCUUAAUGAACCUUUACAAAAAAAAGGAGAUUUCUUAAACCUUUCUUUUGAGUAUUCCAGGGCAUUGGAAGAACUAAGAAGCGAAAUGAUUAAGGAAUUGCAAAGGAGGAAAGCAGUGGGAUAUAAUAAUUAUAAUAAUAUUUUAAAGGCCAUUUAUAAUCCUGUGAAUAGAAAAAAUACAAACUUGGGGCGAGACGCAUACGAAGAUAAAAACUUCAUCUCACAGGCUAACGAGUUUCGAAAUGAACAAAUCCAACCGUUAAGUGCCAAGUAUAACAAAAUAUUAAGACAAUACCUUUGUCACGUAUUUGUGAACAACCCAGGAACAAAUCAGUUAGAGAGAUUAUACUAUCAUAAUUUAGCCUUAGGAGAACUGAUUCAACCGAUUAGGAAGAAAUAUAGCAAACAAGCAUCUUCCUCUGUGGGUCUAAACUACGAAAUUUACAUAGCGGCUUCUUCUAACAUAUAUCUAUUAGGCCAUCUACUAAUGUUGUCCUUAGCUUACCUUUCGUACAAUCACUACUUUGUACAAGGGUUGAAACAUUUUUAUUCGUUAGAAACCAUGCUGAUGGCCAAUUCGGAUUACACCUUCUUCAUGUACAAUGAAGUUUGCAAUGUAUAUUAUCAGCCCAAGAAAUUAUUCGAUAAAGACAUAACCUUCAUCCCAAUUGAAUCUAGACCCGGUAGACACAGUACCUAUGUAGGAGAAAGGAAAGUAACUUGUGAUCUAUUAGAAUUGAUUCUAAAUGCAUAUACAUUGAUAAAUAUACACGAAAUACAAAAGGUAUUUAACAAUAGUGACACCUAUGGUUAUGAAAACUCCAUCUCGUUUGCGCACAAUGCAGUAAGAAUAUUCUCACAGGUGUGUCCAAGGGAUGAUGCCAAAAAUACCCUCAGUUGCGAUUUUGAAAAAUCUACUCUGUAUAACCCUAAAAUUCUAAAAAUAGACCAAGAGGAUAAGGAAAACCAGAGACGCUUAAAAAGAGCCUUUGAUAUGUUACGAACUUUUGCCGAAAUAGAAAAUGCGUCCUACCAACCAGAGCCAAAUCCGAAUUAUAUAAAUCUCAUUUUUGAGCAGAACUUAUACACGGAUUUUUAUAAGUAUCUAUUUUGGUAUGAUAACAGAGAAUUUAUAAACGUACAAAUUAGAAACUCUGGAGGAAAGAAAAAAGGAAGGAAGACCAAAUAUGUCUAUGAUGAUUUUGUCAAGAGAGGAAAACAAUUAAAAGAUAAACUGAUAAAAAUGGAUGCCAAGUACAAUGCCAGAAGUAAAGCACUAUUAGUUUUCUACGCCCUGGUGGAUAAAUAUUCCAACAUUUUUAGGAAAAGCGAAAAUGUUAGAAAGUUCUUCCUAAACGAUGUAUCGUCCAUACGACAUCAUUUGUACUUAAAUAGUGUCUUGUCUAAAUCUCCCAAGUCUAAUUUAGACUCAAUGAAAAAGACACUAGAAGAAUUGCAGUCGUUAACAAACUCCCCCUUAAAAUUUAUGGUACGAGGAAAUAAUUUAAAGUUUAUAAACAGCGUAGCUAGAUUUGAGAACUUAUUCUACGUGAACUUGUUCAUAAUGUCAUCCCUUUCGAGGAAGGAUCCAGUCAAGAGCUACUACAAUGAGAAGAAGAAAAUGCUAACUGCAACCAUGUCUGAGAAGUUUGCAACUUCUACAUCGGCCUUAAUACCACAUAAACUUCGCAAGCUUGUGGUGACCAUGAAAAAGGGACUCUUAAAAAAGAGAUUGCUAACUGCGCUUGCUAAAAUGAAACUGUUGCAACACAUUCCUGCACAUCUGCUAGAAAAUAUAACGACCACCAUCCGGUUUACCACGCAUAGUAUCGCUUCGAGGGAAAUUAUUCAAAACGCGAAAUUUAUGCCAAAAAAUGUAAAUUUUUAUCGAAACCGAAAUUUAGAGCUAGCCAAACAGAUAUUUACGGACGGGGGAUUCGCAAAGUAUGCCGACAAUUUGAUGUCCACGUGGUUCAAUAAAGGGUUCGAAGAGUAUAAAAGAAAAAAAAUUGAAACACAAAGAAUGGAAUAUUCAAUUGAGAAGCAACUGAAAGAGUACAGUAAUAAUGAUAUCAGUGCAAGCGAAGGAAUGACAGAGCAAGAAAGGUUAGAGCAAGAGGAAAAUGAUUUAAAUGAAGAAAAGGAAAAACAAUGGCAAGAGAAUAAAUUAAUUUUCAAUCAAAAUGACAAGUGGGAUCAUUACAUAAAUAAAGAAUUCGCAAAAGCUUUAGGAAUAUGGCUAGAGCUUUCGGACAAUGGAUAUAACAGGGACUCUUUCAUCUACAAGGUUGUUGAAGAUAGUAAGUACCUACUAGAAAAUAACAUCGAAGAUAGUAUUAUGUUCUCCAGAACAGUCAAGCCAACGAAACAAACAGUAUUUCGAAAAUUUUUCAAAAAAAUUACUUCCCUUGGAAAUAUGCUCCUGCGAAAACCAAGUUUUAAAGUAGAACAUGCCAUUUGGUUUGGAGCAACAAUCAACAUGAAAAAGGCAAUGAUGUUGCUAGAAAAAGUGGCAGAGUUACAUAAGCUUCUACGUAAUGAGGAUGAAUCUUGGCUGAUUAAUGAAGCCUUCAUCGAAAUUGUUGAUCAUGUAGUGCAAAUCAGCACGGAAAGACGUCUACGUGAACCUUUCAGUGUAGCUAGAAACCCGGGGAUGAUGGCUAUCAGCCCAGCAUAUGCCCAAUUAAAUAAUGAAGAUAGAAUGAAGGAAUUACAAAAUUCCAUGUGCGCUGAUCAUUGUUCUGCCUUGUGGAAAACUAUUUCCACUUUUGCUUUGCAACAUUUGAAGAACCCAGAAAGUUUACAUUCUUAUGAAUCCAAAUUUUCUAAAAAUUCAUUUGGCAACAAAAUUGAUGACCAAAAUUUUGUGAACGAUUUUAAAAUGAUCCUUGGGGGUGAUGCUGUCCUGCACUACUUCGAUGUUUUACUACCCAAGUCAAUGAAGAAAGAGUUGAAGGCCAUGAAAAAUGGAGUCUCCCUAUCCUCUGCCUUUUCUCUAAAAUUAACGAAAUUGAUUUUUAGCGAAUUGCAAUUACCUUACUUAAGCCAAAUGUUCUACACGCAAGCUCCAUACUUUGGGCACUUCAUAGGCAAAUGGCAAAAGGAAAGAGAAAAAAGUAGGAUGAAAGAAAUACUAGGGUUCAUGACUCUGGGCACUUUAUCUGCAUACACCCUACUCAGCGCAAUGGAUAUAACUCAGCACGCUAGUGACAUCGGAAUGGGACCUGUUACAAGUUGUUACACGUCUACUAUCCCACCACCUAAACAAGUGUGCAUCCAACAAGCGGUUAAAGUAACUUUAACUAACUCCACACAAGCUUGCAUGAAGAGUGUUUUCUCCGUUGGUCUCUUCGCAUCCAUUGGACCAUACCUAUUUGCACCCAUGGCCGGUCUAGCUCUCUGGAAUGUUUUAAAAUCAGAGUUUAAGGUUAUUCAAAGAGUUGAUAUGGCGCUCAAGAGUGUGUUUAAAAAUAUGUGGAACAAAUUCCUGUCAAUAAAGGGAAUUCGCAAACUGAAACAUAUUUUCAAAAGAAAGAAGACCAUGAAAAAGAAAAUUAUCGAAAAGGCAGAACAGAAAAUGUUGGAAAUGAAAAAUAACCCCCAAAUGGCUAAGAAUCAUAAGCUCAUGGUCCAAAAGUUACACAAGAAUGUGUCGGGAAGUUAUCACUACAUAUCGUACGCCCGCAUACAGAUGUAG
Plasmodium knowlesi strain H is the source of this 6432-nucleotide messenger RNA. RefSeq names its product rhoptry neck protein 2, putative. The transcript has a single exon. The record is from RefSeq and is a predicted model, not a curated record. NCBI's taxonomy places the organism in Eukaryota, Apicomplexa, Aconoidasida, Haemosporida, Plasmodiidae. Bases 1 to 6432 code for a protein of 2143 amino acids.